AUGUCAUUCAUUUUAUUUGUCUGUGGGAAGCUGAUGGUUGUCCAUCUAUUAUUUAUCGUUUAUUUGAAUGAAUUUCAAUCUAAUCACCAGUUAUUUUCUGUUUUUUAUUGCCUAAAUUAAUCGCCAACAAAAUUGCUUCCACAAUGACCGUCACGCGGGUGGGAGAGUCCCGCACAGAGUUUAAAUUGAAGAGCCUUCCUGAGGAUGCUAUAUCAAGUGUGAAAUUCGCUCCUAAAUCGAAUCAAUUCUUGCUGGUGUCCUCGUGGGAUUGUUCCGUAAGACUGUACGAUGUGUCUGCGAACGUUGAAAGGCAUAAAUACGGCCAUGAAUUGCCCGUUUUGGAUGUUUGCUUCCGGGAUGCGGUCCACUCAUACAGCGGUGGUCUCGACCAGACCCUUAAGAUGUACGAUCUCAAUGCAGGCAAUGAGACAAUCCUAGGAGAACACAAGGGAGCUAUUCGAUGUGUGGAGUUUGCUAGCGAAGUGAACGCGGUACUCACUGGUAGUUGGGAUGGUACCAUUAAGAUGUGGGAUAGCCGCUUACCCAACUGUGUCGGUACUUAUAACCAGGGAAAUGAGAGGGUCUACACAAUGAGUAUAGUAGGCGAGAAAUUCGUAGUGGGCACGUCUGGCCGUAAGAUCUUCGUGUGGGACGUCCGUAACAUGGGCCACGUCAACCAGAGACGGGAGUCCUCGCUCAAGUAUCAAACCCGAUGCAUCCGUGUCUUCCCCAAUAAGCAGGGUUACGUGUUGAGUUCUAUUGAAGGACGGGUGGCCGUCGAGUACCUUGACAGCAAUCCUGAAGUGCAGAAGAAAAAGUAUGCUUUCAAGUGUCAUAGGAUUAAAGAUGGAGGUCUCGAGAAAAUCUACCCGGUGAACGCGAUAAGCUUCCACUCUGUGUACAACACGUUCGCAACGGGAGGCUCGGAUGGCUACGUCAACAUUUGGGACGGUUUCAACAAGAAGCGACUCUGCCAGUUUCAUCGCUACAAUACGGCCGUCUCAUCUCUCAGUUUCUCCCAUGACGGGUCAGCUCUCGCCAUCGCUUGCUCUCAACUAGAUGAGACUCAGAUCGAAGAGCCAAAACCAGAAGACACGAUCUACAUCAGAUAUGUGACCGAUCAGGAAACGAAGCCCAAAUGAGAGAUAAACUAUGCCCGAUAGUCUAGGUCUGUUUGGAUUGAUUAGUUUGGACAGAAAAAGAUGUUGGGCUUUUAGAAAAACUUUUGAUGUCAAGCUUACUUUAUGCUUGGAGCUGCACGUCCAACAGAAUCGGCGUUGGCGUCGAUUCCGCUAAGUGGACGCGUUGCUUUAGAAACCUCUGUUCUAAAUCCUUCUUAAAUAAUUAUAAAAGUAUUUCUAAAAGUGCAUCUCUAAUCAGGGUUUUGUUUGACGUGAACAUAAUUUAGAAGUGACAUAAUGAGUGACAAUAUUCUAUCGGGUGUAAAGUAGUUCAAAGUGAGAUAUUAGCUUAAGAUUUAUUUUAUUGAAUAAGUGACUUACCUAAAUAAACUUAUUAAGUUUCCUAA
This is a messenger RNA of Pectinophora gossypiella (pink bollworm), 1528 nucleotides long. RefSeq names its product mitotic checkpoint protein BUB3 (gene Bub3). Gene Ontology annotation, biological process: mitotic spindle assembly checkpoint signaling. Gene Ontology annotation, molecular function: ubiquitin binding. The record is from RefSeq and is a predicted model, not a curated record. Lineage: Eukaryota; Metazoa; Arthropoda; Insecta; Lepidoptera; Gelechiidae. The transcript has 4 exons. Gene Ontology annotation, cellular component: kinetochore; mitotic checkpoint complex; bub1-bub3 complex. Bases 144 to 1142 code for a protein of 332 amino acids.